AUGAAUACUUGUAAAUAAGAGAAUGAAAAGAAUGAAUUUUUAGAAAACAAUAAAGUUAACUAUAAAAAAGAAUAUAAAAAUGUUAUCAAAUUAGGAAGAUGUCUUUUUGUGGUAUAAUUUAUAAUGACUGGUGCAAUUUUAUUAUACUUUGUAUGCUUUUACUCUUUAUUAUUGUCUGAUAAUUAUUGGUUAGAGAAUUAAGAUCAAUUCAUUUACAUAACUAUUGGAUUGUCUUUAGCUGACUUGAUUGCAUUUAUAUAACACAUUUUAGCUUUAUAUGCUAUAAUGAAUAAGAAACAAACACUUACAAUAGUUUGUGGAAUAUCAUCAUUUAUAUCAAGUUUUCAAAGAGCUAUCAUGUUUUAUUUUAUGAUAACUUAAACUGAAAUGAAUUUUUACAAAUAUUCUACAUUAGCUACUAUUUUUACUUGUACAUAAUUAGGAUUUGCUAUAUUGAUUUUUGAAUUGAGAAAUCAAUGGAAACCAAUCCCUUAAAGAAAAUGGAAAAAGUUCUUUAGAUUAAUAAGAUCAUAAAUUCCAAAAAUUAAAGAAAAUGAAAUGUAGAAAGUGUGA
Paramecium pentaurelia is the source of this 573-nucleotide messenger RNA. NCBI's taxonomy places the organism in Eukaryota, Ciliophora, Oligohymenophorea, Peniculida, Parameciidae. The record is from the annotation of a GenBank genome assembly.